UCACAUUACCACGAAGCAUCUCAUUUGGGCAAAUGUUAGUGUCAUUGUUUGCAGCCUUCACUACAUCAUUCCCAUGUAAAAUCAUGUCAUGGGCAGAUAUCCCAAUCAUUUCCAUAGAGCCAUCCACAUUGGCCACCUCAUUAUCCAGCCCAAGCGACUCCAUCAACUCUGGGACCUUUCGGACCCUUCUCAUUCAUUUUAGGCAUCCACGGACACCUUCCUGAUUACCAUGACAUUUAGCAUUUGAUUGCCCACCGGUGACCCAAGUCUUGCGUCGUGGAGGUUUAUACCGGAGAAAAACUUGCGAGAAGAAACCUUGCACAUUUUUUACAAUUUCUCACUCAUCCAAAAUCUCUUAUUUUUGGUGGGUUUUUCUCCUCUACUUACUUGUUCUCUGCUCUACAGGUAUGAGGUUCUUUUUCUGACUAUUGAUUCGAGAAUGGAUGAGAUUUAUCUCGUCUAGGGCUGUGCUAAUUUAAGUCAGCCAUGGUAGAAGAUGAUUCAAGCUUGGGGUUUGCUAAUUUACCUCCUCUAAGUCCAACUGCUUCUAAUGGCAUUAAUGGUGGAUGAAAAGAAAAUCAUAUAGCUGCUGACAGUGCUAAAAUUGAUGUUUCAAAUGAAACAUCAUUUUAAUUUGAAACAUCAAUUCCAUCAUUACCAACCCUAAAAUUGGAAAAUGGAGAUCAUUGUUUGGGGAAAACAAAGAUGGCUGUGAAGAUUUAUCAACCUAAAAGUUAUUCUUCCACAAACCUCAAUCGAUUAAACAAAUUUUUGGUUGGAUAUUUUGUGGGCAGUAAAGUUCCUUUUAACCUAGUUAAGGAAACCUUGGAAAAUGCUUGGAAGCUGAAAGGAAGAUUGCGAUUGUCUCUAUUAGAAUCAUUUUUAAUAAAAAAAGACUAAGUCAUAAAGUUAUCUUAAGACUUAAGUUUACAAAAUUCCAUCACAUGACACCUUAUUUAAGACCAAUUCAUUGCACUCUUUAAAACUCACAAGAUCAGAACGAAGACUUAGUAUUUUUCGUUCCACUACUUUUUUUUGUUGUUGUUGCAGAAGUGCUAAUUGGUAUUGGUGGGUGGUGAUCAAUAUUUAUUACAGCCCAAAUAAAAGCUACUGGUGUUUACUUCAUCUCAUUAAUCAUUCUCUGAUUGGGUUCUUUCAGAUUCAAUAUUCAUGGUGAUGAUUUGUACUUUAUGUAAUGAUGCCUUGAUAGCUGGAGAUGGUAAUGCCAUUUUCACUGCAGAAUGCACAGACUCCUUUCAUUUCAGUUGCAUCACUUCAUAUGUGAAGCUUGGAAGUCAGACUUGCCCAACUUGUAUUGCUGAAUGGAAGGAUAUUCCUUCCUUUGGCCCUGCUUCAAAUCCAACUGGUGGACUCACACCAGCCCCAUUACAGCCACGUAUUCCUAAACGAAGAAUCAAUACUCGGGUCAUUACAUCACAAGUUCCAUCUUCUGAGCCACUUGUCUUCAAUGAUGAUGAUCCUUUGGAUUUCCAAUCCAGUUUUUCAUCUAAUAACAUUUCUAUUAUCAGAUCCAUAGAUAUCAAAACACACACUGAAUUCCCAGCUGUUCCACGGUCAGUUUCGCAAGAAAACUUCCAUAUACUCGUCAAUCUCAAAUCUAAUGUUACUGAGAUAGAUCAAGUUAAUAGUGAUAUAACUUGUCGUGCACCAAUUGACCUCGUCACGGUUCUCGAUAUAAGUGGCAGCAUGACAGGUACAAAAAUUCAGUUGUUAAAGCGGGCCAUGGGAUUUGUGAUUGAGAACCUUGGCCCUUCUGACAGAUUGUCUGUUAUUAGCUUUUCAUAUAAUGCUCAUCGCCUCUUCCCCCUUCUCCUCAUGACUGAUUCUGGUAAACAGUAUGCACUACAAGCUGUGAAUUCUUUGGUUGCUGGUGGUGGAACAAAUAUUGUAGAAGGACUCAAGAAGGGCUCAAAGGUUAUUGAAGACCGAGGACACAGAAAUCCUGUUUAUAGUAUCAUGCUAUUAUCCGACGGGCAGGAUUCAUACACCAAGGAGAUCAACCUUAAAGAAAUUUCAAGGUUGCAAAUUCCAGUUCAUACAUUUGGAUUUGGCGCAGACCAUGACCCUAUCAUGCUGCACUCAAUUGCGGAGGGUUCGAAGGGAACUUUUUCUUUUAUUGAAGCUGAGGGAUUAAUACAAGAUGCAUUUGCUCAAUGUAUUGGUGGUCUCCUGAGUGUAGUUGUACAGGACUUGCAAGUACACAUCCAGUCACUUGACCCUCAUCUUUGUCUUAGUCAACUAAAGGCAGGGAGUUAUUCCACUUAUUUGACAGGUGAUAACCAAACAGGAUCUGUCGAUAUCGGGGAUUUGUAUGCAGAUGAAGAGAGGGAUUUUCUCGUGCUGGUUAACAUUCCAGUUGUAGCAGAUGGAAAUUCCAACGAUCAGAUGAAGUUGGUUAGAGUGUGGUGUGGUUACAAAGAUCCUUUUACUAAAGAAUCUGUCACUACUGAAGCCAUAGAAGUGAAACUUGAGAGACCCGAAAUGGUUAAUGAAGAUACGGUUGUUUCUAUAGAGGUUGACAGGCAGAAGAAUCGAUUGCAGGCUGCUGAGGCAAUGAGUAAUUCGCGUGCUGCUGCUGAGAGAGGUGAUCUGCCCACCGCGUGGUCUAUAAUUGAUGGUUGUAGGAUGCAGAUAUCAGACACUGCCUCUGCACAUGCCGGUGACAAAUUUUCUGUUGAUUUAGAUUUGGAGCUUCAAGAGGUACGAUCGAGGAUGAAAAGCAAGAAAAUAUAUGAAUCAACAGGAAGGGGAUAUCUACUUUCAGGAAUGAGUUCACAUUCGAGGCAAAUGGCUACAACUCGAGGAGAUUCUACUGAGAGUACUUACCAGACAGCUUCCAUGAGUAAAAUGCUUAAAAAAUCUGCUGCAUAUCUUCCAAAAUCGCGUGCGCCUAACUCAGCUGCACUCUCCAGCUUCCCCCCUUCAUUUUUCAGUACACCUUCAACGGCGUCUAAUGGUGGCCGAGGUGGAGGCACUGCCAAUGAUAGUAAUAUGGCUUUCAAAAUUUCUUCAGCAAGUAGUCUCAAAAUUCAAAGAGGUGAUAUCACAAAGUGGUGUAUCAAUGGUACUUCUGAUGCCAUUGUAAAUGCAGCUAAUGAACGGAUGCUUGGAGGUGCGGGACUUAAUGGAGCGAUACAUAGUGCUGGAGGACCCGAACUACAAGCAGCAUGUUCUACCAUUGCAGAGGUUUGUCCUGGAAUUCGCUGUCUAAAAGGAGAAGCAAGAAUUACUCCAGCAUUUAAGUUGCCCGUUUCGCAUGUUAUUCACACUGUUGGUCCUAUUUACAAUGUCGACAACCACCCGGAAGUUACUUUAAGAAAUGCAUACAGAAACUGCUUAAAGCUCGCAAAAGAGAACAAGAUAGAGUAUAUCGCUUUUCCUGCCAUAUCUUGUGGUUAUUUUGGUUAUCCCUAUGACGAAUCUGCUACUAUUGCAAUAUCUACUGUAAUGGAAUCGGAUGGUGACUUCAAAGAGGUGCAUUUUGUUCUAUUUGAGGAUGAUGUCUUCAACUCUUGGGUGGAAAAGGCGAAAGGAUUGCUUUAGUCGCUGCUCACACCCAACAGUUAAUUAAAAUUGACAGCAUUGUGGUUAUCGGAUUAAAUCGGUUAACUGUAACUGUGGAAAAAAGACUACAUUACUUGCUGAGUAUUUCGUUUUACUUCUCUGUAAUAAAAAUUCCAAAACCUGCACUUUCAGCCAGCGGCCCCAAUAAAUUUUGCCACAUUUUUAA
This is a messenger RNA of Papaver somniferum (opium poppy), 3751 nucleotides long. RefSeq names its product E3 ubiquitin-protein ligase WAV3-like. Lineage: Eukaryota; Viridiplantae; Streptophyta; Magnoliopsida; Ranunculales; Papaveraceae. The transcript has 2 exons. Gene Ontology annotation, molecular function: metal ion binding. Bases 1171 to 3564 code for a protein of 797 amino acids. The record is from RefSeq and is a predicted model, not a curated record.